GGCUUUUCUUCAGAAAGUGAUAAAUGGAAACUCAGAUCUAGAGGAAGGAAUGAAGAGCAUCAGAAUGAUAAACAUAUAUGCUCUGAUCUCUAGCUUUGCCACUACGUGGUCACCAAGACGCCACGGCCUCCGCAAUUCCUAGAGAGAAAGCUCCUAGAAAGGAAAGAGUGGUCGGGUGCAGGACCGCUGACGCACUUCCGGCCUUUGUGGCUUCUCGGUUGCCGGGCGCUGCGACCCAGCCUCUGGGUCUGAAGCUUCCCUGGACCGCGAAGGUAUAUCCUCCUUAAGAAGAUUAAAUCAAAGAAUCUUAGAUCACAGUUUUCAUUUUACCCCCAAGUUGGUGUGAGCCUUCUAAAUUAAUUCCGGAAUGGCUUCAGCAGAGGAACAGGAUGAAUGUAAGAUUGUGAAGGUGGAAGAAGACCCUCUCUGGGAUCAAGAAACCUACCUUCCAGUGAACAGCUUUUCUGGCCAGGAGGCCUCACGCCAACUUUUUAGGCAGUUUUGUUACCAAGAGACUCCUGGUCCUCGAGAAGCUCUGAGCCGGCUACGGGAACUCUGUCAUCAGUGGCUGAGGCCAGAGACACACACCAAGGAGCAGAUUCUGGAGCUGCUGGUGCUAGAACAGUUCCUGAUCAUUCUACCUGAGGAGCUACGGGCCUGGGUGCAGGAGCACCAUCCAGAGAGUGGGGAGGAGGCAGUGGCUGUGGUGGAAGAUCUGGAGCAAGAGCUUAGUAUGCCUGGGAACCAGGCCCCAGACCAGGAAUAUGGACAUUCUAAUGUGCUCUCAGAGAACAUGGUACAUUCUGAGGCCAAGCAGGAAUCAGCAGUCAUCCAGCUUCAGUCUAUGGUGACACAGCUUAAAUAUGAAGCUUUUGGUCUCCACCGAUUUCGAGAACAAGGGGUUGAAACUAUCCCUGAAAACCAGAAGUUGGCAUCAAAACAAGAAGUCUUAAAAGAAAUGGAACAUUUUGGGGAGAGCAAACUCCAAAGAGAUGUUUCUCUUGAUUCUAAGUAUAGAGAAAUUUGUAAACAUGACGACAGGGUGGAAAAGCAGCAUUGCCAUCCUGUUGGAGAAAGACAUCACAGGUGCAAUGAAUGUGGGAAAAGCUUCACUCAGAGCUCAGUCCUCAUUCAGCACCAGAGAAUCCACACUGGGGAGAAGCCAUAUGAAUGUGAAGAAUGUGGGAAGGCCUUCAGCCAGAGAUCAGGCCUGAAUGAACAUCAGCGGAGCCACACCGGAGAGAAACCUUAUCAAUGUAAGGAGUGUGGGAAAGCCUUCAGUGCCAGCAAUGGCCUUAUUAGACACAGAAGAAUCCACACAGGAGAAAAACCCUAUGAAUGUGAAGCAUGUGGGAAGGCUUUCCGCCUCAGCUCAUACCUUGUUCAGCAUCAAAGAAUACACACUGGAGAGAAGCGCUAUCAGUGUAACCAGUGUGGCAAAGCCUUCAGUCAGAAUGCAGGGCUCUUCCAACAUCUCCGAAUCCACACUGGUGAGAAACCCUAUCAAUGCAGUCAGUGCAAUAAAAGCUUUAGUAGGCGGACACUUCUUAUGAAACAUCAGAGAAGCCACACUGGAGAGAGACCUUAUGAGUGUGAUGAGUGUGGGAAAGCCUUCAGUCAUCACUGCAACCUUAUUAGGCAUUUUAGAAUCCAUACCAUUGCUGAACUGGACUAAUUCCACAGACUUCCGGACACCUAAAUGGGUCUAUUUUUGAAAUAACCAUGGUGACUCAGUUGGAACAGCUCCUUGGUGCUAGCCAGAUUGCUGAAAUGUCGCCCCCCCCCCCCCCCCGUGCUGGAGAUUGGACCCAGGACUUCACACAUGUGAGUACUCUACCACUGAGCUAUACCCUAGCUCCUCCUAAUAGUUUAUAAUCACCAUUUGUCUUCACUAUCUGUCACCCCAUCAAUGUUAAUACCACUCUUCUAAAGUACACUUUAAAGAUAGCUAUUUAUUUGGAUUGCUAAAUUCUCCCAUUAAGUUGCAGUGUAUUUGGAGUAUUCUGAAUAGUAUAGCAAGUAAUUUUAGGUCCUGUUUUGGUUGCAGAAGAGAUUCUCUGUAAGUUUAUUUUCUAGUAAUGGACAUGCCCUGAAUAAAAAUAACCAUGUAAGGUAGUAUUGGAUUAGCACCAUAAAAGUGAUAUGGAGAGAAGUAUCAUAGAAGUAUCACAGGUGUUCAGCUCAAUGGGCAGAGUACAUAAAGUGAUCAUUCUUCUGCAAGUAACUUUGAAAAGUCCUUUCCUAUGGCAAUAGUCUUUCAUAAUUACAAAGGUGUUGAACUCCUGCAAGGUGAUUGUUGUGGGUAGAUGCUUACAGAUAACCAGAUAUUUCAUGAAGAAAUCAAAUUACAGGAAAUAAUCAACAUAUUUUAAGCAUCUUGUGUGGAAUAGGUCAAUCUGUUACUCUGCAACAUGUCUUAUAGUUCCAUCACAACCAUGCACAAAACAGAAAUUCCUGUUGAAAGAAAAGUUCUGUCUACAACACAACUGCAGUGGAAUCCAUUUUCUCUUUACUGGUUAAUCUACCAAAACUACAUUUCAACACUAACCAAUCACAGUAUACUUUUUCCAAGAAUUUCUGCUUAUUCCUGGAUUCACUCCUUAGGGCAUUUCAAAAUGGCAUGAUGUCAACUUGUUAUCCUUUCCUUUUUUGACCCUGAUUUGCUUCAUAUUUUCCUGUUUUCUUCAACUCUUUUGAUUUCUGCUGCCAAUUGUCACAUUUUUCACAUCAAUAUUCAGUGGCACAGCCUCUGGUUUUUCCUCUAUUGAACUCUCCAACAUUUGUCUGGCCCAUCUUGCCUACACAAUCUGAUCCAGCUUUACACCAAUGCUGGUCUUAAGCUUAUUGACACACGUUUUGUUUAGAUAAUUCUUAGCUUAUGGGCAACAACUCCAUUUUGGACUAUGAAUUCAGUGACAUUCUAUGGUUAUUAUAUUGCCUGCAUUUUUUAAAUGGUAUUUUUCUGGUUGACAGGUUUUUCUUGAACUGAUAGACCUUUUGAAGUACAGUUUUUUCAUGUUUCAUUUGUAAAAAAUGAAAAAAAUCCUGAAAAUCCAAAUAACAACCAGAGCAAAACUGUGUGCCUUCUAUUUAUCUUUGAUUCUAAUCUUGGCGGUUGUUUAAAGAAAAAUAAUAAAAUAUCUACAUUUGUUUUAUCAGGUUCAAAGUAUGUUGGGAAUUGUCAAGUCCCUCUUUUCAUCACGUUGUAUAUUUUUUGUUAACAUUUGUUAUGCCUUAUUCUAAAAUUUAGUCUCAAACUGGAAUGCCUUUGAGGACAGAUAAUUCUAUAGAGGUCUUUUGACUUAAAUAGUUCAGCAUUUAUAUUGUUUUAUUUUGGCAUCUAAUCAGAUUCUUAUUCAUAGCCCAUAAAAAGAAAUGUGAACUUAAUAUUGGACUUUGCUGAUGUACUUGAGAGUCUGAAAUUUUUUAAAGAAAUCAUAGCCCUACAGAAAAUUUUCUAUUGUGUUAUGGUUCUCUUUUAUUGAUGGGGAUGAAGUGGGGGUUUCUUAGAAAUAGUCAUUUUUUAUUAAACUAUUUCUGGAAGAAAAUUGAAAAAAAUUUAAAAAUGACAUUCUCUAGAGAAGAUAAAAAGGGGGAAGAAUUUCAUUCUUUUAAUGCAUAAAAUAAAUUCAACAAAUGAUUUCUCACAUCUGAUACAAACUGGACAUAGAAAAGUACCACUGGAGUUCAACAUUUUCUGAUAACUUUUAACAUUGUUAUAAUAAUCUUUGAAACUUUUAUAUAAAUGUCUCAUUUUAAAAAAUAGUAGUUACUCAUUAAUUGCAUUUUAUACAUCAGAUUUGCUUUGGUAGAAUACAACCAAAUGUGUAGUUGUGAUUUUUCCAUCUUGUUACUGACUGCAUUUUGUUUAUCUGCCUUAGUCUGGAAGAUUAGCAUUGUGUCCCAAGUAAUAAUGUGCAACACAUCUCCGAAAGUCCAAGAGGUCUAAAGAGGAAUCAGGGUUACAGACUCUGUGCAGUUGCCAUGCAUUGUUCAUGGCUACAUCAAUCAUGUAGCUCACCAAAAUUGAAUACCAUUUCUUGCUUCUUAACCUCACUCUAUAUUUGGAAAUAAUUUGAUCCAUUUUAGCUACACCUUUCCUGCAUUCCUCAUACAAUUUCACUAUGCAUGGUUGAUUUACCUGUGGGAUCUCUUCACCAUCAGCAAAACAACUUAUUUCACUGACUGGUUCUAUGCCUACAGCAUUGGAGCACAGACUGAUAAUACCAUCACCAUGCCAACGACAUAAAAUUAUUUCAUCAUUUUCUUCUACUCGGAAAUCAAAACAUCCCCUCUUCAUUUUUUUCAUAUGUUCUGCAUUCAUAAGAGGACAUUUUUCAGUCCUGUUUUCACGAAUUGAUCCUGUUGCCCUCACUCCCUUCUUCUUCAAAGCUGAAACCAAUUUGACACUUGUAAAGAAGCUAUCAAAACACAGGUGAUAGGGAUACUGACCUCUCUCUAAAAGAACAUCAGCAAAGUUCAUCACUAGAUUUCCACCUAACCCAAGGUCAAGAUCCUUAUCUGCCUCGAUAGUUGAUUCUUCUUGAUAGGGCUCAAACCAAACCAGAUAACCCUGUGUGGUUGUACCACACCAAAUUUUAUAGCCAAUUCUAAGAGGCUUUCCAUUCAGAAAUUGGUCACUAUCAAAGCAUUCACACAUUGAUUUAUCAAAGCAAUAGUAUUCUUCUAGAGGAGCAUACAAGAGGAAAUUUUUAUUCAUUUGCUUUAUGAGAGGUCUCAAUUUUGAAAAUUUAUCUUUUUGAUCUAAGUGGCUAUUAUCUGCAAAAUGUAAGUAUGAGAAAAUCAAUUCAAAUCUGUCCCUUCUAAUUGCAUCUCUAACCAGGUUCUGAUCGGCAUCAGAGAUUUCCCAGUACAUUCCCCUUCUGGGACGCCUUACAAAUCCACUCCAAAGUAGGACACCAAAUACACAUCUCAUUUCCUGAACUGUGACUUCUAAGUUAACAUUUUUCUGAGAAGCAUAAUUAUUGGUUUCAUUGACAAUCAAGUUGAAUGUUUCAUCAUCAAAAAACAAUUCGAAGAGCUCUACUGGGUUCAACUUUUCACUCUUGAGAUUUAAAAGUCCAGAAUCCAGUGCUGACCAGCUGGGAAAGUUGGGCUUAAUGUCUCUUUUGGUCCAACUCUUUUCUGGGACACUUGACACCUUCAGCUUCUUCUGAGAAGGCUGAGCCUCAGGUUCAUCUUCCUCCACCUCUGAGUCAUCAGAAAAUGCAAGACCUUGGAGCAGUUCACUCACUCGAGCUUUGUCUUUUUUUCUUCCUUUUCGGGUAAUGUCUCCUGCUGCAUACUGCAAGGAUGCAAUGUGCAUCCGGGCCCAAGAGUCACGGGGUGGGUGAUGAUCCUUUAGAGUGUUCAAAUUUGAGACUGUCUUUUCAGUAGGGAGAGCAGAACUACAAGAGAUGUGGGGUGCAUAGUCUCUGGGAAAGAAAAAAGAAAACAUACUACAAAAAACCUAAGUCUCACUCUUUCAAAUAUGCUAAAUCUAACGCAGUAUGGUAGUGUGCUAAUUUUCACUUUUCAUGUUUUCAUGGGGAAAAUUGGCUAGACUUAACAUUUCUGACCUCUCCCCAAUGCACUUCUCAGGACAUAACUGUUGAAUUUAGGAGAAGAAACGCAGCAUCCUUAGCAUAGCACCUCCCUCUAUUCUCUUUAGGAGUAGGAUGCAGACAUUCCAAAUUCCUUUUUGUCACUAGUUGCAAUGGGCAGGCCCACACAAGACCUCUGCUGCACUUCUCCUCUGCUAGUUUGAACCUAUUUAGCUCUGCCUCUGAGCCACUUUAUCCAGUCUAGCUCCUGUCAAUAAGUUGAAGGUUCUGGAACCACCUGUUAUAUUCAACUGUGUCCAUGUCAACUGGUUCUUAAUUUGGAAAAGGAAGGAGGUUGCUAUGUACCAGGCCUCCUCACACCUCACAAAGAUUUUCUGUUACAUAUUCAUCUGGUAGGUGUAUUUCUUUGAGUGGAAAUAAAAAAGAAAAAACUCAUUGCACUCGAAUGGAUUUUUAUGGGAUUUACAAGGAAGAAAACUAAAGUUUCUAAGAUGAAAGUACUAUUUUAUACUAAUGCUUUUUAAAUUCUGGGUAUUUAAAUUUUAUUUAUUAGUGUCCUAUUAAUAAACCAGUCUAGUUUUAGAAGACACAGGGGGAAAAUGCAGGUUAAAAGAGUAUACUUUAAUAUAUAUUACACUACAUAUGUUUAUUUAUUAAAGUAUUUACUUCCUGGGUAUCUUCAAUAUCUACAUGUAUGACCUAUUCAAUACAUCCAUCUUACAAGUUCCCUGACAUCUUUAACUUUGGGAAUACUUCUUGAAUCCUGUCAUGACACUGAGACUUUUCGCCGUUGAAAUUUAAACUCUUAAGAACUAUACAUUACAUUAAAUCCAAUAAGGUGAGAAGGGUCUGGGAGUAGGAAA
Molecule: messenger RNA, 6427 nt
Organism: Sciurus carolinensis (gray squirrel)
Lineage: Eukaryota; Metazoa; Chordata; Mammalia; Rodentia; Sciuridae
Gene: Zscan31
Product: zinc finger and SCAN domain containing 31
Exons: 6
Coding region: 368-1675 (435 amino acids)
Biological process (GO): regulation of transcription by RNA polymerase II; central nervous system development
Cellular component (GO): nucleus
Molecular function (GO): RNA polymerase II cis-regulatory region sequence-specific DNA binding; DNA-binding transcription factor activity, RNA polymerase II-specific
Source: RefSeq, a predicted model, not a curated record